AUGGCGAAAAUGGCAUUUCAGCACCAAGCCGGAACGGCUAUGGAAUGUCUUAGUAUACCUAUAACACUUCAAAAAGAAGCAGGCGUUGAUGCAGAAGGUCGAGAAGUUAUGAAAUGUGGCUUUAAAAUAGGAGGAGGUAUCGACCAAGACUAUCGUAAAAGUCCACAGGGAUAUACCGAUAAUGGGAUUUAUGUAACUGAAGUACAUGAAGGAAGUCCAGCUGCCAAGUCAGGAUUAAGAAUGCAUGAUAAAAUUCUGCAGUGCAAUGGGUAUGAUUUUACUAUGGUAACACAUAAAAAGGCUGUCAGCUAUAUAAAAAAGCAUCCCGUACUAAACCUUCUAGUGGCUAGGAAAGGUGUAACAUCCACAUAA
This is a messenger RNA of Parnassius mnemosyne (clouded apollo), 372 nucleotides long. The record is from the annotation of a GenBank genome assembly. Lineage: Eukaryota; Metazoa; Arthropoda; Insecta; Lepidoptera; Papilionidae.